This is a messenger RNA of Funneliformis mosseae, 810 nucleotides long. NCBI's taxonomy places the organism in Eukaryota, Fungi, Glomeromycota, Glomeromycetes, Glomerales, Glomeraceae. The record is from the annotation of a GenBank genome assembly.
AUGUCUGGUCUAGUUGCGAGAAUUUUUCGCCCUGCAUUACGUACUCUCCAGCCAAAAACCUUUUUCCUAACUUCACAAAAAAGAUUUAGAAAAGACGAGCCUGUAUAUGACUUCCCUCCUACUGAUGAUUUGGGUAGAUUUUUCCCUAAAUAUGCGUCUAAGUUCACUAAACGACAUGCUGAUGCACUGCGAGUGAGUUUUGAGCCAGUUGAUAAGUACGAAGUUAUACCUGAUGUUAAAGUCACCAUUCCAGAACGUUACGUUCUCCCCGAGGUCAAUCACGAUUUGCUUGCCUCUAAAGAUUCAAUGUUGAAAAAUUCGGGUCUCGAUACAGGCACAAGCGAAUCUACAACUGAUACACUAGUAAACGAUCUGCUACUUCAUGUAGUCAACUUGGAUGCUUGGCCCUUUAAAGUUAGAAUUAAACCACCCCUUAAACUAAUCACGAGUAAUGAGUCUGUGUCAGCAGAACCUGAAUUUGUGGUUAAUAAGAAAAAAAUUGCUUUGAUAGAAUGGCAAAUCGCUGCCGAAAUGCUUGCCUGCGGAUAUGAGAAUAUGAUUAAUAAUUACGUUGAUCAAGAACUUUUUGCCUUCCGUGUCAUUUCUACCUAUGUUACAUUUUACCGAGCUGAAAUUCCCAUAUUAUAUUGGGAGGAACUUAGUGAACAACUGCCAAAAGUGCAGUCAAUCGUGAUUAAAAGGUGGCCAAAGGAAAAUGGUAAAGAGACUGGUCUAAAUCUUGCUGAACCAGAUGAAAGAAAGGCGGUGAUAACGGAUCUUAUCAAAAUCCGUCAACGUCUUUUGAAAUAG